Molecule: messenger RNA, 903 nt
Organism: Aspergillus alliaceus
Lineage: Eukaryota; Fungi; Ascomycota; Eurotiomycetes; Eurotiales; Aspergillaceae
Product: Zn(II)2Cys6 transcription factor domain-containing protein
Exons: 3
Coding region: 4-864 (286 amino acids)
Biological process (GO): regulation of DNA-templated transcription
Molecular function (GO): zinc ion binding; DNA-binding transcription factor activity, RNA polymerase II-specific
Source: RefSeq, a predicted model, not a curated record
AUCAUGACAGCAGAGCUACGUGAACGACCAAGUGAAAUCACUAGACGUACUAUCGGACCUCUGGACAAGCGCAAAAACACAACGCGCUGCCAGCCUUGUGCGAACCGACGGGUAAAGUGUGACGGGGACCAUCCCUGCGAAAGAUGCGUCCGGACAAAGAAAAUCUGUGCGCCGCAGCGGCUAGAGCAGACAGGAGUGAAAUUCGUCCAUGUAUCGGGACACGAGUUGUCUUGUACACUUCCCAUGCAAGUGCGGAAGCAUGAGGACGCCAUAUAUCUGGAUCACUUCGCAACCUUCCUUCAGCGAUGUCACUUUAGCAAAGACUUUGCUGCCACAAAUGCAGACAUAGUCACUAUCAUUGGCCAAUACCCUCUGCUUUUCAACAUUGCUAUCGCAAUCGGAGCUUUAGAUGCCAGUAGGAAAGGAUCUAUCAGAUCAUUUAGUGAGCUUGAGUCUCCUCGGCAUAUUGCGUUCCUGGCUUGCGGUAGAUCAAUACAAACUCUGCAUUCAGCAAUCCCGAUGGCAAAACCAGUCUUUAGAGAUGACGUGUUUUGGACCGCAUUUCUCCAUGGUCUUUUUGAGCUGAUGGCUGAAAAGUCAGGCGAUUCAUUCGCAAACCACAUGGUUCUCGGUACAUCCAAAAUGCUGCUCCUGUUGGAACCCACAAAUCCACUUUCGUUACCCACGGAGAGCUUGAUCGAUGCUUUUUGGAUUCUUGAGACCAACAGAGCCAUUCUUUAUGGCGACAAUAUUACACUUUCUCCGGACAAAUGGCAGUGGAUUUCGACGCGGGAAAGCUGGCCAGAUUCCAUGAAGAAAAUUCUCAUACUUAUGAUACAAUCUUCCACAUUUGCUAAAAGGUAAGUCAAUUUUACUAACUUUAGCUUAGUGGAUAGAGCUAAA